Spea bombifrons (plains spadefoot toad) is the source of this 2481-nucleotide messenger RNA. RefSeq names its product integrin subunit beta 7 (gene ITGB7). The transcript has 16 exons. Gene Ontology annotation, biological process: cell migration; cell adhesion mediated by integrin; integrin-mediated signaling pathway. Gene Ontology annotation, molecular function: integrin binding. Lineage: Eukaryota; Metazoa; Chordata; Amphibia; Anura; Pelobatidae. Gene Ontology annotation, cellular component: focal adhesion; integrin complex; cell surface. Bases 36 to 2363 code for a protein of 775 amino acids. The record is from RefSeq and is a predicted model, not a curated record.
UAGAGGAGAUGCAGACCGAGUCCUAGGGAGCCAGCAUGAAGUUUAUAGUUAUGAUCUGGAGUUUUGGAUUCCUGCAUGUUCCAUUCAUAUCUGGACACAAAGAAAGAGAACUCCAAACAGAUGUCUGUGAACACAGGGUAUCCUGCUCAGAGUGCAUUCUAUCCCACCCCAGCUGUGCCUGGUGCUCUGCUAAGGAUUUCACACAAGAAGGAGAGUCCGAGGGUUCUCGUUGUGCAACUCAGAUGGUGCUUCUGCAGCGUGGAUGUGACGCUCAUCAUAUUAUCAACCCCAAGAGUAUAAUCAACAUUCUUAAAGACAUACCCUUGAGCGACAGUGGGGACCAGGAGGUGGUCACUCAACUAGCCCCUCAAAGUGUGCAACUGAAACUUCGCCCUGGAGAGAAAAAGAAGUUUCGCGUGUGGUUUAAACGUGCAGAGGGGUACCCGGUUGAUCUGUAUUAUCUGAUGGAUCUGUCAUACUCUAUGAAGGAUGAUUUGGAAAAUGUGAAGAAACUGGGUAGUGAUAUUCAGCAGGCACUGAAUGAAGUAACCAAGUCAGUGCGCAUUGGCUUUGGCUCUUUUGUGGAUAAGACAGUGCUGCCCUAUGUAAGCACAGUAAAAUCCAGGCUACAGAACCCAUGCUCGUCCCGGACCGAGCGAUGCCAACCGCCUUUCAGCUAUCGGCAUGUCCUGCCUCUCACCUCUAACCUCACAUUGUUCCAAUUGCGGGUCAGUGCACAAGACAUCUCAGGGAACAUGGAUGCACCGGAGGGGGGACUAGAUGCCAUGGUGCAGGCGGCUGUAUGCACGAAUCACAUUGGCUGGAGGAACGUUACCCGUCUGCUGGUUUUUACCUCUGAUGAUGUCUUCCAUAUGGCUGGGGAUGGGAAAUUAGCCGGGAUUUACCUCCCCACAGAUGGGCACUGCCAUUUAAAUGAGAAUGGAGAGUAUUAUCACAGCAACAUUUAUGACUAUCCUUCGGUUGGUCACCUUGCUCAGAUCCUAUCAGCAGCCAACAUUCAGCCAAUUUUUGCUGUCACCAAAAAUGUUUUAUCCACAUACCAAGAGCUGAGUGAAUUAAUUCCAAAGUCUGUGGUUGGAGAAUUGACGGAAGACUCCAGCAAUGUGGUGAAUCUGAUCUCUCAGGCCUAUAAUAAUUUAUCUUCUACGGUGAAUUUGGAACAUCUGAAUCUCCCAAAAGGAGUGAACAUCUUGUAUGAUUCGCACUGUCUUGACUCAUCCACAGAGGGACAGGCAAGAGGGCAGUGCUCUGGUGUCAAAAUUAGUCAGACGGUAGGGUUUGAUGUCACCGUCUGGCUGGACAGGAAAUUUUGCCGAGACGGUGCGCAAAGCUUCCAGCUUAGGGUGCUCGGCUUCACUGAGGAACUGAAUGUGGACAUUGAGCCAUUAUGUGACUGUGACUGUGGAGAUGAGGAGGUCUUCUCCAAUUACUGCAGUGAAGGUCUUGGUAACUACAGCUGUGGUGUCUGCAGAUGCUCUGAGGGUCACCGUGGAAAGCAAUGUGAAUGUCCGCGAGACAACUAUGACUCCGAAUCAAACUGCAUGGCGGGGGGUUCUCUGCCGUGUAGCGGGCGUGGGAGGUGUGAGUGCGGACGCUGCGCAUGUAACAUGCAUGUUCGGGGAGAAUUUUGUGAGUGUGAUGACGCCAGCUGUGAAAGGCAUGAAGGUUUGCUGUGUGGAGGCAUUUCCAGGGGGGAUUGCGAGUGUGGGAUCUGCAAGUGCACAUCCAAUUACACUGGCAGUGCAUGCAGCUGCAGCCUGGAUACAAGCGCAUGCAUGACUGAGGAAGGCAUAUGCAGCGGACAUGGACGAUGUCAAUGUAACAAGUGUAUCUGUGAUGAUGGAUACAUCAAUAGGGUGUGUAAAGAGUGUCCUGGAUGUCAGAAACCAUGUCAGAGGCACAGUGGCUGCGCAGAGUGCAAGGCGUUUGGAACAGGCCCAUUGAGUAGCAACUGCAGCACAGCUUGCAAUCACGUCAAUGUCACCAUCCUCAAAGCUUCAGAUUCCGGAGUGAAGGACAGAGAUGGCUGGUGCCAGGAAAAAAGAGAGGACUCGCUCAUUAUAUUUCAUGUCACAGAGGACGGAGACAUUGUUCAUAUACUUGUGAAGGAAAAACAAGGGAUUGCAGAUCAAAAAAUUCUUAUUGUUGGUCUAGUUCUGGGCAUCGCUUUAGUUGGACUCCUGAUCAUCAUGGUUUAUCGCAUUACGGUGGAAGUGCUGGACCGGCAGGAGUACAGGCGUUUUCAGAAAGCGAGAAGUAAUGAGAAAUGGAAUGAGAGCAAUAAUCCACUGUUCCAAAGUGCGACAACCACUGUGAUGAACCCAAAUUUCAUCCAGGAUUAAACAUCUGUGUCACCGUGUAUAUACUGAGACAACUUUAGACACAAAAAACUAUUGUCAAAGGUGCUUGGGUUUCAAACGCAAGUUCACAACUUGCUUUACAUUCUAUAGAUAUAAACAA